Messenger RNA from Cheilinus undulatus (humphead wrasse), 1401 nucleotides. RefSeq names its product cholinergic receptor, muscarinic 4b (gene chrm4b). Gene Ontology annotation, biological process: adenylate cyclase-activating adrenergic receptor signaling pathway. The transcript has 2 exons. Gene Ontology annotation, cellular component: plasma membrane. The coding region runs from base 88 to 1401 and encodes 437 amino acids. The record is from RefSeq and is a predicted model, not a curated record. Gene Ontology annotation, molecular function: G protein-coupled acetylcholine receptor activity. Lineage: Eukaryota; Metazoa; Chordata; Actinopteri; Labriformes; Labridae.
CACAAACACCCACAGGAGACCAGGACCAGGUCCAGAAGACUAUCAGAGCUGUGUGGACCUCCUUGAACUCAGACAGCCACAGAACCCAUGGCGGAGUCACCUGACCACCUAAAUGACUCUGCCUGGCUCCGCCCCUGUGUCAACACCUCCUUCCAGCCUCCAAUCAGAUCGUGCCCUUACACCACUGCUCAGCUGACCGUCAUCGUCAUGGUAACGGCCUCCCUCAGUGUGGUCACCGUUGUCGGGAACACGCUGGUCAUCCUGUCCAUCAAGGUGAACCGUCGCCUGAGGACCAUCAACAACUACUUCCUGUUGAGCCUGGCGGUGGCCGACCUGAUUGUGGGCGGGCUCUCCAUGAACCUGUACACGCUCUACCUGCUGAAGGGCCGCUGGCCCCUGGGGGCCGUGGUCUGCGACCUGUGGCUGGUGGUGGACCACGUGGUGAGCAACGCGUCCGUCAUGAACCUGCUGAUCAUCAGCCUGGACCGCUACCUCUGUAUGACACGCCCCCUCAGCUACCCGGUACGGCGGACGGGCAGGAUAGCCACGCUGAUGAUCGGCGCCGCCUGGCUGGUGUCCCUCGUGCUCUGGGCCCCCGCCAUUCUGUGCUGGCAGACGGUGGGGGGCCGCCGCGUGGUCCCUGAUGAUAAGUGUUACACUCAGCUCCUCGCCAGCCCCGCCGUCACCCUGGCGACCACGCUGCCCUCCUUCUACCUGCCGGCGUUUGUCAUGGUCGCUCUCUACAGCAGACUGUCUGUUGCCAGCCAGAGUCGACUGAGCGUGCUCAGAUCAGAGCGUGGAACGCUCAGGGUGUCCAGUCCGUCCUUUAAAGACUUCCUCCUGAAACGCCGUAGCUGGGUGACGAGCGACCCCGGCUCGGACCUGUCUCUGAACCAAUCAGAGUCCAGCACGCCCAAACACAGGAAGAACCAGAGAGCGUCCAGGAGUCCCGGCGACCAAUCAGAGCCUGACUUGUCUCCGCCUCCUCCACUAUGUCACACUCGGACCGCCACCCGCCCCCCCAGAGACUACAGCAAGAUCGAGAACGACUCGUCAUCAAACACCGACCUCCACCGGACCGCCUCGGCAGCGUUCUCCGUCCUUCCCAGCUUCAGGUCUCAGGAGCGGCGUCAUCGCAGAGUCAUGGCGAGGGAGAGGAGGGUCACCAAGACCAUCCUGGCCAUCCUCCUCGCCUUCAUCAUCACCUGGACGCCUUACAACGUCAUGGCCGUGGUCGCCGCCUUCUGUCACUCCUGCAUCCCAGAGUUCCUGUGGACCACGGGUUACUGGCUCUGCUACGUCAACAGCGCCAUCAACCCGGCGUGCUACGCCCUCUGCAACGUCACCUUCAGGAAAACCUUCUGCAGCCUCCUGUGCUGCCGCCGCAGGAAGCUACACUGA